Molecule: messenger RNA, 440 nt
Organism: Apis dorsata (giant honeybee)
Lineage: Eukaryota; Metazoa; Arthropoda; Insecta; Hymenoptera; Apidae
Exons: 3
Coding region: 89-265 (58 amino acids)
Biological process (GO): mitochondrial respiratory chain complex IV assembly
Cellular component (GO): membrane
Source: RefSeq, a predicted model, not a curated record
UUCGACCACUAGUGAGAAAGGAAUAUUUAAUCUAGCCAUCUAGUGGCGUAUUAAUGUAAUAUAAUUUGAAGCUAUUGUAAAAAAAAUAAUGCGAUUAACAGGAUGGAGAUAUGCAGCAUUUAUAGGUACAUUUGUAGGAACUAUAGGAAUAUUUUGUUAUUUUACAAUGAUAAGUCCUAUGAUUAAUCCAGAGCCAUAUAAAAGAAUUCGAGAACAAGUGGCACAAUCCCAUAGUAAAACUUACAAAAAUAGCAAAGAAAUAUAAAUAAGAAUAUGUAUAUUUGCAGAGCUACAAUUUUUACUAAGAAAAAACAAGUUAAAGAUAUAAAAUUAAUUUUUAUUAUGUCUUAAACAUAUGUUACUAAAAUGUUAAUGUAUAUAAAAUAGACUGAAGAACAUUCAAUAUGUUAUUGAGAAAUCAAUAAAUGUAGUGACUUGUA